AUGAGUUUUGCAGGUAAAGUGCCUGGGGAUGACUGCCCACUGGUCUGGGGUCAGUGCUCUCACUGUUUCCACAUGCACUGCAUCUUGAAAUGGCUGAACUCGCAGCAGGUCCAGCAGCAGUGCCCCAUGUGCCGACAGGAGUGGAAGUUCAAAGAAUGAACCUGUGGAGU
This is a messenger RNA of Sander lucioperca (pikeperch), 170 nucleotides long. RefSeq names its product anaphase-promoting complex subunit 11-like. Gene Ontology annotation, biological process: positive regulation of mitotic metaphase/anaphase transition; anaphase-promoting complex-dependent catabolic process; protein ubiquitination. The transcript has 2 exons. The record is from RefSeq and is a predicted model, not a curated record. Gene Ontology annotation, cellular component: anaphase-promoting complex; nucleus. The coding region runs from base 1 to 159 and encodes 52 amino acids. Lineage: Eukaryota; Metazoa; Chordata; Actinopteri; Perciformes; Percidae. Gene Ontology annotation, molecular function: zinc ion binding; cullin family protein binding; ubiquitin protein ligase activity.